UAUUCGUGUAUCCAGGUAGACAAAAAGUGUACAUCAAAAUGGCAGAACAAGCACAACAAGACGAAUCAAUCAUGUCAGUAGCUCUAUAUCGGUUCAUGUGUCAGAAAGUCGUUGGAUCAGAGGAUCACGUUAAAACAAUCAGAAUGGUGAAUACAGUCAGAGACAAUCUUGCAAUAAAUGAGAAGGAGGCAAUGUUCUCCAGUGGAAGUUAUGGAGAAGGACUUGAGAUGCGAGGAAGUGACAUAGAUUUUAUGAAGAAAUUUCAAUUUAUUGAGGUUUGUGAGAACACUAACUUUCCUUUUAAUCCUGAUAAGUCAUAUUUUACAAUGGAAACGAGCGAAUCAGUGACAGGUUUUACCCAAUUACGUCUGAUACAUACUGAUAAGUUUAACCCUUUAAUGCUUUGUGAAGAGAUCGGAGGUGAAUACUACCUUUCAAACAUUUAUAUAAAGCAAUAUUUCCUGCAAAAGGUUGCUCCGAUUAUUCAUGGACCGUGUGUAUCCGACGAAGACGGGGUUUUCGACAUUGCACCCUGCUUACAUAGUAAAUCAUGGAUAACACCAGCACAACAGUGGAUAACACGAUCAAGUAAUGCAUGGCCGAGAUACGAUGUUAAACAGUCUAUUAUAAAACACGGCGUUCUAUUUGUACCUGUAGGUUUGAAAGGAUCUACCAAAGAAGAAUUGCAAUGGCGAACAUCGUUUUCCGUUGCAGAAAAACUGCUUGUCUAUACCUUUACACACACACAAUUAGUGUGUUAUGCUAUGAUAAAAAUUCUUCUCAAAGAUGUGAUAGAUAUUGACUUAAAUUGUAAAGAACUACUUUGUUCAUAUUUUAUGAAAACAAUUUUGUUUUGGAUUUCAGAGGAACUUUCACUUUCAAUAUGGAGGCCAGAAAACCUGAUAUCUAAUUUUAUGAGGUGUGUAAGGAGACUGAUGUACUGUGUUGAAAACUCAAUUUGUCCACAUUAUUUUAUUCCUGAGAUUAAUUUAUUUGAUAUGAAGAUUAAAGGACACGCACAAGAAACACCCUUAGAAAAGCUAAACACUCUAAAUAGUUAUGGGUGGAGAUGUAUUUUAUUUUCAGAUCAAAUAUCGUAUUUCAAUGAAAUAGUAUUUCACAUUGACAAAGAAUCGGGUCAGCUAUAUGUUGAUAGUCUUAAACUAAUAUUAUCCCCAUUUAACUUUAUGACAAAUUGUGCUAUCCCAAUUGUCCAUUCAUCAUUGGGAAAAGAAGUCCACAUGACAUUAUCUAUUGAGAGUUCCAAAAUAAAAUACCUUUACUUGUUUUAUAUGUCAAAGGCGUCUUGUUAUAGAGUCCAGUUUCUACAAUUUAAUGCGAUAAACGAUAAUAAAUAUAUCUAUAAGCAGUACAAAACAUGUAUAAAUAAGUUGUUACUGAAUAUAAGACACGAUGCUGUGACUGGGUGGCUGAUGCUAGCUUCAUUUUUCUAUAAGACUAAACAAUACAAAAUAGCUCUUGCCAUAUUGCAAUAUUCUCUUCUCAAAUGUUCACCGGAAAAACUUUACCAAGGCAUGACUUUGUCACAGAUUCAUUUUGAAAUAUUUAGCUUGAAUUUGUUUAGGCAGAUGACUAUUGGUCAAUUGUCGAAAUUACUGAUUGUAGACAAAGUAUGGUUUUACAAAAAGUCUACAUUAUCACCGGAUGAAUUACAAAUCGAGGUAAAUACGACGCCAUACAUAAUACCGCCAGUUGUAUAUGCACAUUUCCUUUGUUUUCUUUGUCAUUACCAUCAAAACAAUACCACCCAAUGUCAUUGUUGUCUACGUGAUUUACAAUUAACCAUAGAGGAAGAGUAUUUUAUGGGUAAAGCUGAUGCCUUUGAGAAAGCUAUAACAUACAACAUCCUCGGUAUAACUUUUCAACUAAUAGGAGACAUAGAAUCAGCCAGACAUUCAUUUAUUAAAUCUGUAGAAUUUGAAUCCGAUCCAUUUUAUAAUACUGCGUUAAAGAGAUUGUCAUUAAUAGGUUGAAUGUUAUUAUGUUAAUGUAAGAAAACUAAAUAUUUUAUUGCGUCUUUUGUGGGUUGUAAUAUUUUAUGUUAUCUGUCUCCUAUAUAUAUGAAUAAGAACAUAUUUAACAAAUAAUGUAAUAUAGAAAUUAAAUAAACAUAAAAUGUUUUAUAUAU
Messenger RNA from Mytilus californianus (California mussel), 2149 nucleotides. RefSeq lists its product as uncharacterized. NCBI's taxonomy places the organism in Eukaryota, Metazoa, Mollusca, Bivalvia, Mytilida, Mytilidae. Bases 39 to 1994 code for a protein of 651 amino acids. The transcript has 2 exons. The record is from RefSeq and is a predicted model, not a curated record.